UCAGUUAUGAGUGGGUUCAAGUCCGUUGUUGGUAGUACAAAGCUCCCUCGAGGAGGAAGAAGACGAGGAGUUCAAAUCCUUCGCUUCUCCGUACCCAUUUUCUCAAUACCUCUAAGCCACUCCUUAUCCCCUUUUGAUCGUCUUCUCGAUCGACGGCUCUCCGUUUACCGAUCGUGUAGGUGCUUUUUCCGUAGUUUUUGGUUGCUUUUUCGAAGAUUUUAGCUAUAGAUAUGGGAAUCUCGGCUCGGUUUGAAGUUGUUGUGGCGGUAGCGGAUCUCAGUGUGUUAUCGAGCAUUUCUUCUUUCUUUCGAUGAUCGCUUUUUUUUUUGCGAAAAUUUGGUGAUCAAACGAGGAAGAUAAGCUUAGGAGUGUUCCGAUUUUGUUCUCAGUUCUUAGCUUAGCGCGUAAACUCCGGAUCUGGACUCGGGAAACGCGAUUUCGCGAGGUUUUACUGCGCUUCAGCGCAAGCUGACGAUAUUAGAUCGAAAAGUUUACUCUUUUGUGGAAGGAUUUGGAAUAGGACGAUGGAGACCCUUGUGGUUGUUGCGCAUCACCGGAGCCAUUACCACAACAAGAGAAAGUCGCAGAUCUCCGAUCGCUUUGCUUCGUCCCCUGCAAACGGCUUCAAAGGAAUCAAUUGCCGAUCCUUUGAGUCUGGUGCGGGUUUUCUCGCGUCUCCUCCCCGCGCUUUAUCUGAGCCCAAGGAGCCCAAAUCUCCUUUCUUCUACUCGGAGCCCCCAAAGCAAAGUAGACGAAGCAAACCCAUAUCUAUCUCAAAGCCUUUGGUUUCUCCCAGAGUAGCUAACCUUAAUGAUGAUUUCUCUAACUCUGAGCUGUGGGCUGGGCCAACUUACUCCAACUCGCCUCCACCGAGUUCUCUGCCGAUGCCCAAGUUCACUCUUCGCCCUAAACGUAGCGUGUCGCUCGAACUCCCACGGCCGAAGUAUAACGAUGAAAUCAAACCUGCCGCCAAGUCAGCUCCCUCUUCCCCCACUGGGGAGUCGGGCAAUGAUUUCUUUCUGAACACUGCUACUGCCACUGAGAAUCUGAGGAGGAUUCUCCAUUUGGAUAUCGCUGAUGACUGAGGAUGGUGGAGGAUGUGGACUUUGUAAAUAGUUUGUGGUAAUGAUGCUUGUUUGUUUGGUUGUUAAGGUUGUAUAGCGGGUAGUGAAUAACUUGGUGGUAGUAUGGGUCGUGCAUGCAUCAGAAUAGCUAUGUCGCCGGAGGCGGGGAAGUUUGGGGGUCAUGAGGUUGGUUAUUAGUGAAGUGAGUUUUCUCUAUGCAGGAAGGAGCUCGCAAAGGUGGAAGUAGGAGUGGAGCCACUAGUUGUUGCAGCAUGGAGCUUUGUAGAGAUGUAUUUAUGUAUUUAAAGUGAGGUUCUUCUCAAUGGGAAAGGAGGAUUUGAGGGGAAAAGUGGUGGAGAAUGGGAGGACUAGUUGAGUAUCAAGUGUUAGUCCAAAUCACCUGCAGUUCUCUUAGUGCUGUCUAAAUAAGGGGGUACUUCAGUAUAGCCUUCGUGUCUGCGUCUUAGUUUUAUCUCUCGGUUUUCAGUACGGUGGUUUGUUAAAGCUCUUCACUUCGGAUUAAAUUGCAUGGUCCCUUCUAUAGGUAGUCUCUGUACCUUGUCUUCUGUAGCUCAUAUUUCUGAACUUCGUAACAAUGUGUUGUUCGUUCAUCUUGUUGAAGCAUCAGGUCUGUGUGGCAGUUUAGGUUAGCUUCCUCUUGUAGAAGUAGCAUCCUUUAGAAUCUUUCCUUUCUGUUUAGAAUCUUCGUAUCUUCCUCAUCAGCCACUAAAUUCUUUAGAUAAUCUUUCUGACUUGCCACGGUGCUCUGCAAGAGUGCCGAGUUUGCCUCACUGCUUCUUCUGGUUUUUUUGAAAGGGAGAAGUUUGGUGGGCUUACUGUCUUUCUCCUCUUAUACCUCUUUUUUCUAUUUUAUUUGCUCUGUUUUUGUUUUUUUUCGUUUGUUCCGAUCCUAGUGUAUCAUCUUUCCAGUGUCUAUGCUAAAUUUGGUUGUCUCUUUAUUGCAUUUGAUAAUCAUAUAUUAGGGUGUCAGGUAAUAGUUACCGUUAUGUAUGUGAUAGUCACAUCUCAGGGUGUCUUGCUAUAGUUACAUGUACCUUUGCUCAAGUUCGUCAACCAAGUCCUGUAGUUUAUUCUGUUGGGAGGUGUGCCAUCAAUUGUGCAGUGCAUAAGAAACGAAGCAGCGGAAGCUGUGAACAAAGGUGAGGGCAGCUACUUACUUUUGCUGAAUGGAGAAUUUCCCCCAGCAGAGUGAUCUUCUGCAGAGCUUUCAAUAGUGAAGACCUUCUGUCAUGGGUGGGUUUAGUUCUCUGACUACUUCGUAGCCUCAGAUGUUUCAGCUUGUCUGUAUGUAAGGUUUAGACUCAUGAUGCUCCUGUUAUAAAGCUGUCUCUUCCUUUUUAGCUAGCGGCCCAUAAAAAAGAAUAUAAGCGGACUUGAAUGGCUCUGUUCAUUUACUAUUUUAUUUCUCCUUAGAUGUAAGCAUUCUAGUAUGUCGGUGUUUUAGUCGAAUUUUCAUGUUUUAACUGAAUUGAAUGUCAUGGUGUUUUCAAAGUAUUAGAUAUCUGAUAUUUCUUUUCUUCUUUUGUGGUACUUUGGUUUGAGUAUCGGCA
Messenger RNA from Ananas comosus (pineapple), 2635 nucleotides. RefSeq lists its product as uncharacterized. The transcript is spliced from 4 exons. Bases 525 to 1085 code for a protein of 186 amino acids. The record is from RefSeq and is a predicted model, not a curated record. Lineage: Eukaryota; Viridiplantae; Streptophyta; Magnoliopsida; Poales; Bromeliaceae.